AGGCGCAUUUCAGUUUUUGUGAGCGCCUGCGCCGGGUCGUUCGUGAUAAAAGAGCAUGCGUCCUGGGCUGCUCACUUUGGGUUUUCCUUCUAAAGGAAAAAAUGCGUGAUCUCGACGUAGACGAAACACAGGUUCUCGUCGCGUGUGUGCGAGUGUUUCAGUGUGUGUGUGUACAUAGAUCAUCGGUCCGAAAGCCGAUCAGUUCGAGCAGCAGUAGCUAUUUAGCCAUCCAACAGUAACAGAAGCAAUAGCAGUACAUUCCAAGCAAACGUGUGUUAAAAGAAAGUGUUGCUGCUGCGUGCAGGAGACACAUUUUUUGGCGAUCCAAUCUCAGUUUUACAUAGUGCACACACAGAUAUCUGCAACACGAAAAACACAAAGUAAUAUAACACGAGAUGCUGUGUGUAGGAAUCUCGAUCCAUCACUCAGCAUUGGCUUUGAUUGCUGGACAUUGAAGCAACUGUGGCUUGGUGGUAAUCGCGGUGGGAUUCCGACUGGAAUGGAUUGCUGCAUCUUGUCAAUCAGGUAGUGACGGAGGUGCCGGACUGUCGGAAAAGGAGGGGAUUUUUGGUGUGCGCCAGCGCCCAGUUGCAACGUGAAACGUACCAAGAAAGUCCCGGAACGGCCAGUUGAGUGAAAGCACCGACCGAGUAGAGUCCAACAGCGGACGGACGGGACGGACGGGGGGAAGGCGAACAAAUCUGACUGGAAGGGGUACCAUCGGACGGCGGUGACACCUUCCCGUGGCAGCCAGCGGCUAUAGCUCUGAACGCUUCAAAAGUGGAUUCCACCUCCUCUUCGGAUGUCAGCAGCAGCUGCGCGGAUUCUGAAUGCCGAAACGUCGGUCGAGCCGGGGGAGCUACCGCUUCUGCUCCCGCUCCCGCUGCUGCUCGAAGCGGCCACCGACCACUCCUAAGUCCUGGGAAUCGGCACCAAAACCCAGCAUCAGGAUUCCCAUCGUCCAACGUCCUCGUCAGUUUGCCGGAAAUUGUCGAAGUUGUGGCGGCUAACGCUGCGGCGGCCAACUCUUCCGUCAAGCAGCCAACGACUCCCGAGUCUCAGCAGCAGAUCGCCGCUUUAUUGCCGACCAUUCAAACGAUGUUUGCGAGAAACAAAGUUUCACGCAGUGGCAGUAGAACGAGAACCGCUGAUGCUUCACACGCUCCGUUCGUCGAUCCUGCGGCGGACUUACCGGAUUGUAUCUCAUUGGACCCGCUGAAUGAAGACUCACUAUUGGCCAAUUUGCUCUCCAGAUUCAAACGGGAUCACAUCUAUACCUACAUCGGCAAUAUUUUGCUAUCCAUAAACCCUUACAAACCCCUGGCACAGUACACGGAACAGGCGAUCGCCGACUACAAAUUACGCACUGUCGCCAUUUCUCAAUUACCACCACAUGUGUAUGCCCUUGCUGAUCACGCUUGGAGGUCGUUACGAGAUUUCUACAGCGACCAAGUCAUCGUCAUUACUGGCGAGAGUGGAUCGGGCAAGACAGAAGCGUCCAAGCUCAUCUUACAGUAUUUAGGAUUCGCCACCGGAAAGUCGAAAGAACUGGAAACCGUCCGCCAGCAACUUUUACUCUGCAAUCCCGUUCUAGAAGCGUUCGGCAACGCGAAAUCCAUUCACAAUGACAACUCGUCCCGUUUUGGGAAAUACAUUGAACUGGAGUUUGAUUACCGAGGAGAACCGGUUGGAGGACUCAUCACUCAUUAUUUAUUAGAAAAGUCCCGUGUAACAUCUCAGCACCCCGGUGAAAGGAAUUUUCACAUCUUUUUCCAGUUGCUAGCCGGUGCCGAUGUUCAACUUCUAAAAUCCCUGAAACUACAAAGAAACACGGAAAAUUAUCUCUACUUGCGGAACAAUCAUUCAAAUCCAUCCGUUUGGCAUCAAAGUGACAAGGACGAAUUCUUAAACACCAAGAAAGCCUUGGAAACGGUGGGAUUUUCGGCCGAUGAUAUUGUCAACAUAUUCCGGAUAGUGGCUGCCGUUCUAAAACUAGGAAACUUGAUUUUCACUCCGGUUAGCAACAUUGACGGAACUGAAGGAUGCAGUAUCAACAACGAAUACGAACUGGAAGAGGUUGCGACGCUGCUGAUGAUUUCGGUGGAAGAGCUCCGAAGUGCCUUGCUCUAUCGGACUUAUUCGGUCGGUUGUUCGGGAAUGGAUCCUCACAGCAGUGGCGGCGCCAAUUGCUUCUCGAGAGACUCCACUCUGCCAUCGACCAAUUCGCGCACAUUUAUCGGAAACAGUCACCAGCAACACCAGCAAAUGCUCCUACAGCAACAGCGCACCAGCCUUCUAUCCACUUCGGCAUCCAUGGUCGGGGCUUCCAUGGUCGGCAGAGAUAUGUACCAAAUGAUGGAUGGCUGUCACGGAUCAGAAGUCGGAAUGCAAGUAACUUUGGGUUCCAGAGUUUACCAGGACGCCAAGGACGACUUUGUCAUGACUGACUUGAGCGCGGCCGAGGCCACGACUGGACGCGAUGCGCUGUGCAAAGCCCUUUAUUAUCGCCUUUUCACUUGGAUCAUUAACAGCAUUAACGAGAGAAUCAAGGUCAAGCAGCACGGCAAACGGAGGAUCCUGAGCAUAUUGGACAUUUACGGCUUUGAAAAUCUGCCCACCAACGGGUUCGAGCAGCUCAUCAUCAAUUAUUGCAACGAAAAGUUGCAGCACUUCGUGACGGAAAUCAUCGUCAAAGAAGAACAAGAAGUUUACAUGCAGGAAGGCCUGGAAUGGAGUCCCAUUUUAUUUCCAGACAAUUUGGCGGUCUGCGAUUUGAUAGAAAAGCAUAACCUGGGUUUGCUGGUCAUAAUGGAUGAGGAGUGUCAGCGGCCGUGUAACGGUUCGGAAGAGACUUUCCUGAACAAAGUCGGCCAGGUAUUCCAGGACAAUAUCCAAGUCGAAGUAGCUUGGGGACUGCCGUCCAAGAGCAGCGAUUCGACGACCGUGAAUGCCUUUAGAUUGAAACACUACGCUGGAUGGGUGACGUAUAGCGUCAACGGCUUCCUGGAGAAGAACAGCGAUUUGCUCGUUCGCGGCCUUUCUCAAUCCAUGUACCAGUGCUCACACCCGAUCGUCAAGGAGCUGUUCCCCGAGGGCAACCCGCGCCGAACGACGCUACGGCGUCCGGCCACCUCGGGCACUCAGUUUAAAGUCGCCAUAAUAGCCCUGAUGAGAAGCCUCCGGUCCAAGAACCCGCAUUUUGUCCGUUGUAUCAAGCCGAACGCCUUCAAACAGCCUCAUCAUUUCGACGUGCAAACGAUCCAGAACCAACUUCGCUAUCUCGGUUUGCUGGAAUCGGCGCAAGUGAAGAGGAACGGCUACGCCUUCCGUCAGCCGUACGCCUGGUUCCUCCAGCGCUACAAGAUGUUGUCAACCGUCACCUGGCCACAUUGGGGUGGCGUCGCCAUCGAGGGCGUCGCUCGACUUCUCCGCGAUCUACCCAUUUCGGCCACCGAAUACGCGUUCGGACGGCGAAUGUUGUUUAUCAAAAACGAUUCCACGCUGAUGCAAUUGGAAGACUUUCGGAGGAUCCGGUUGGAUGACCUGGCCACCCUUAUUCAGAAGACAUUCCGUGCCUGGGCGACUCGUUGGCUUUUCCUCAAACGGCGACAAGCGCAAAUUAAAAUCGCCACUGCUUGGCGUCGUUACAAGGCUAAUGCUCCAUUACGGCGAAUGAGGUGGAGACUCUCCAGUGUGGCGCGGCGGGAAUAUUUGGAACUUCGCCAAAGGCGGCGUAUGGUUGAAGCUGUGCAGAUUAUCGAAAGAUCCUACAUUCAGUGGAAGAGGAAAAGGUAUUUGAAGCGGCUAGCCAUCCGGCUGCCUUCGACAUCGCCCAUUUGCCGGGAUUGGCCCACCGUGACGUUUUUCCUCCGCGACACCAAUCAGAUUCUCAAGAAACUUUAUCACAUUUGGAGAUGUUAUCGAUAUCGAAUGGGUUUCGAUCAAAUCGGUCGCAAUCGGAUGCGGGAAAAGGUGACGGCUAGUUUACUGUUCAGAAACCGUAAAGAGUCGUACGCGCGCAGUGUGGCUCAUCCGUUCCAGGGCGACUAUGUCCGCCUGCGCCAGAAUAGCCAAUGGCGCAAAUUGGUCAACGAAACGGCCGAUCAAUACAUCGUCUUUGCCGAUAUCGUCAGCAAAAUCACACGAUCUUCUGGCAGGCUGGUUCCAGUUUUGUUUGUCGUAUCGACCACUUCCAUGAUGAUCCUAGACCAGCGAACUCUCAACAUCAAAUACCGCGUUCCGGCGGCUGAUAUCGUCCGCAUCUCGCUCAGUCCAUUCCUCGACGACAUAGCCGUCUUCCACGUCAAAUCGUUUGAUUGCACUUCGCCGAGUGUACCCAAUCUUCAGACGGGCUGCUUGCAUUUCCAACAGUCGGCCGAAUCGUCGACCCUCUCGCCUUCCUUUGGCAGCAAGUGGAAAGGCGACCUGGUUCUGCAGACUUGCCACGUCAUUGAGCUCGUCACCAAAAUGUUUCUGGUCGUGCAAAACGCGGCCGGCAAAGCCCCCGAAGUCAACGUUCACACAGACUUCGAGGUGAGCGUCGGCCAUCAAGCGGUCGAGUUCUCUUUUCAUUGCACGGGACCCACGGAAGUCCAGCCGGGUCACGUGCGCAUCGUACGCCGCGGAUACCGACUCGAAGUGACUUUGUAAAAUCAUCCAGUAGGUUUUUUUUUCCUGCCCUCCGGUCGUGACUUGGCGUUCAUUUUUCCAAGUCAAAUUAUAAAAAAGGUUCGAAAGAAUUCCGAGUUCAUCUUUAGCUAAAAUUUAAAAUAAUGGGGAAAAAAAGAGAUUUAUAUAUGAUAAUUAUAUACAUAUAUAUAUUGAAAAUUUUAAAAAUAACUAGUAGCUAGUUAUCAAAAAGAAAAAAUUCAUUUCUCAAUCAUUGUUACAUUUGCUGCAAACCCAGUUUCGGUUUUGUUUUUUCCUCUAUUUUAAUUUUGUUGUGACAUUUUAUUAAAUUUUGGUUUUCGAAUUUUGUACCUUUUAAAAAAAAGUGCUAACUUAUUCUGCUGCCGUCUCCACUAUGUUGCCCCCGAUUUUUCAUCGUCGAUAUUUUUCAAAUCAACGAAUCUAAAGUGUGGCGGGGCCCGGGGAUUUAAACAAAAAUUUAACCAAAAGACGAAAAGAGUUUUUCAUAAGAAAAUUAAUUAUGAGUGGGUAUAGAAAGAGGAUAUUCCAAUAAUAUUUUAAAGAAAUUGAUCAAAUGAAUGUCGAAGAUUUUGGAUUC
This is a messenger RNA of Daphnia pulicaria, 5227 nucleotides long. RefSeq names its product unconventional myosin-Ia-like. Gene Ontology annotation, biological process: vesicle transport along actin filament; actin filament organization. Bases 1099 to 4650 code for a protein of 1183 amino acids. Lineage: Eukaryota; Metazoa; Arthropoda; Branchiopoda; Diplostraca; Daphniidae. The transcript has 24 exons. Gene Ontology annotation, cellular component: microvillus; actin cytoskeleton; myosin complex. Gene Ontology annotation, molecular function: microfilament motor activity; actin filament binding; ATP binding. The record is from RefSeq and is a predicted model, not a curated record.